AUGUACGAAGACUCCCAUGAUUCAUCCUCUGCCUCGGAAUAUUCCAGAUUAAUGGACCCAGUGGAGCUUGAACAGACUUCACCUCGUGCCAACUCGAAUCUAGAUGAUAAUGAUUUUUACAAAGUUCGUUCUGACAGUUCAACUCCCCGGAAAUUGAUGAACCGACAAAACUCAGUUAUAUUAGCAAACACAGGGGAAAGAGUGCGCAGAGCAGUCACUUUGACACUACCGCAAGAUUUUGAUGUGCUGCAUGAAACGAUUGCAUAUCGGCGGCAAUCAAACUUCAACCACAUGUUGCAAAUAAUAAAACGAAUUUAUUUCAACAAUGUGUUUCGCGGUGUGUUCAAAUGCUCGAUGGCGUACUUUCUUGCUUCGUUGGGUGUGUUUGACAGAUCAUUUGAUGACUUUCUAGGGUCAACAGAUUCAAAGCAUGUCAUUGCCACUGUAGCUGUGUAUUUUCACCCGUCAAGAUCCCGAGGAUCCAUGAAUCAAACACUACUUUUUGUUAUCAUUUCGCUUGUUUUUAGCAUUACUGUGUCAUUGAGCUGCCGGUUUAUCUCAGCUGUGGUAUACGUUGGUGGAAAGGAUGAAGUGAGCCAUAUCAUUGAUCUCAUUGUUAGUUCUGUGGCAUUGGGGGUAAUUGCAUUCAUGAAACAAAAGGUGAAUAAGCAAACGUUCAAUACCGCUUGCUCUCUAGCUUGCAUUACUAUUGUCUCGUGUAUUGUGAAGGAGGGUAGUAUAAGUUCCGGUAGUAUCCCCACUGAAAGGAUCGAGGCGACGUUCAAAGUGGUGAUCACCGGAUGUAUCAUUUCCCUUGCAUGUUGCUAUUUGAUAUGGCCUGAGAGUGCAACCAAAGAGCUACAGCAUACUUUGAAUGACUCUUUUAAAAACUAUUCCAAAUUGUUGUUGGUUCUAACUAGGCGAUUUGUGGCAGGAGAACAAUUGAACGCAAGAGAUGAGGCAUUGAUUGACAAAUUGAAAAAGAAUGUCACUUCAAUGCAGCAGUAUUUAGAGGAAACAAAGUACGAAUUAUGCUUAGUGGGCAAAGAAGCAGAAUGGGAGUACUACAAGAGAUUAGUUCAAUCAACUGUGUCAUUAGCACGUCAUUUACAAGCUUUGAGUUCAGCCACAAGGAUGCAGUGGAGCUUGCUAAGUAGCACCUCAGGAGAGAAAAGCACAGCAUCAACACUACGGAGCUACAAUAGUGAUGAGUUGGAAAGCUCUUCCUCCAUAGGUCAAUUCAAUUCCCCCAGAACAAGGGUUGAGGAAACCGAUAUGGCAUCAUCCCUACAGCUAUUCGAUUUGUUUGUAUAUCAUUUGGCCCCUUCAAUCAAGUCUUUAGUGUUUACUGUGAGAGACGUACUCAACAGUCUCCCUCUUGGUGGGUUUGUUGCUGCAGAAAUGACUGAUUCAUCGAAUUACCAAACUGCAUUGGCUAGUGCAAUAGAAAUGUACCAAACGCGACAGGUUUUGUCAUUCGAGCAUAUUUAUAACCAAGAGUCAUUUACUCAAAACGAAAACUUUGACUUUAAAGCCGACCAGGAAGAAGUGGCAGCAUGUUGUGGGAACUUUGCCACCCUCUUAUCUCAGUUUGCUAGUGGGAUGCUUGAGUGUUUGAAAUUGUUUGACGAGCAUCACGACGCAAAAACUGCUCCAAGGUCUUGGUCGUGGAUACGUCUUGAACGGGGUAAAUUUGCUAAAGAUCACCAUUCUAAUGCCACAAGUUUACAUGCAGCGUUGGAUGACUUGCGAGAUCAAUAUGGCAUACCAAAGGAAGAACCACACUUUGACUCUUUUACAGAACGUGUUAGCUAUCGUAUUUGGAGCAGGUUCAAGUACUUGAAACGUGCUGAUGUGCAGUUUGGUUUACGUGUGGGGCUAGGUGCUGCAUGUUUGUCACUUUUUGCAUUCGUUCCAGCCACAAAGGAAAUUUUCGAAAAUUGGAGACUCGAAUGGGCGUUGACUGUUUAUUGUAUUAUGAUGAAUAAGUCAUUGGGCGGGACCUCAAUGACAGUUAAGUGGAGGAUCAUAGGUACUUUCAUUGGCGCAUUCGUUGCCUUUUCCACGUGGACAAUAUUCGAAGCAAAUGUCUACGUUUUGGCGUUCACUGGUAUCCUAAUCUCAAUUCCGUCAUUCUACAUCAUUUUAUUCUGGAAACAAAACAACCCUUUUGGAAGAUUUAUCUUGUUGACGUACAACUUGACAAUGUUGUACUCGUACAGUAUGCUUCAAAAGGAUGCGGAGGAUGAAUUUGAAGGUGGGGAAAACCCAAUUAUUGGCGAAAUCGCAUUCCAUCGUUUUGCUGCGGUCUCCAUUGGCAUAAUUUGGGCAUUGACCAUGGCAACUUGCUUUUUGCCAAAUAGUGCAAGAUCUAGGUUAAAGAAUGGGUUGUCGAUCUUGUGGUUGCGAUUGGGGGUCAUUUGGAACAGUGACCCCUUAGAGUAUAACCCUGAUACAAUGGAGUUGGUGGGUUUCAAAGCUGAGGAAGGGACAAACAAGAUUUUGUCUGAAUGUGAGACUUUACUCAAGCAAGCUCCUGUUGAGUUUCGGUUGAAGGGUAAAUUUCCGACGCAAACGUACGCUAAACUAAUCAAAGAGACCUCGGCCAUCAUUGAUGCUUUUCAGAACUUGGACUUGUUGAUUAAAGCAGAUCCCAAACUCAACAGCAACGAAGAGUAUGUGUUGAAGUAUAUUGAAGUAGAGAGGGGUGAGGUUGAGCAGAGGAUAUUCUUGGUAUUCUACAUGAUUGCCAGUGCCAUGAAGUUGGGAUUUUCACUUCCAAAGAAAUUUGCUUCUAUUGAACAUGCUAAAGAUCGAAUGUUGUACAAAUUGAGUGAAAUUAGACAACAACAAGAUAAUGGAUUUGUGUUGAGAAAUGAUGAUUUCAUAUUGUUGUACUCUUAUAUUUUGGUUGCUUCUACUAUCUCCGAGCAAUUGGACAAGAUGUUGAUUGAUAUAAAGGGUUUACUUGGUGAGAUAUCAGAGGACAAGUUUAGAUUAGUUUAG
Molecule: messenger RNA, 3006 nt
Organism: Lodderomyces theae
Lineage: Eukaryota; Fungi; Ascomycota; Pichiomycetes; Serinales; Debaryomycetaceae
Exons: 1
Coding region: 1-3006 (1001 amino acids)
Source: RefSeq, a predicted model, not a curated record